AUGGGCUUCGUUGAAAAUGGCCAUCCAUGUCGACAGCAUCAGCGCAUUGCUAGUGCUACUAUACGUCGCGAUCCUUGCGUACCGGCUAUUCCGCACCAUCAACAUUGCAAAUUGCAUCGGCCUACCGAUCCUGGUGUACCCAAUAGAUCAAAGCAGCAUCAUCUGGCAAUUGCUGUCGGCCUCCUUGAGGCCAUGGUUGGCGCGUACUCUCCCCACACGAAUCUGGAAGCAGCGCAGGGUUGUUGCGAGUGUGACAACGAGCGCGUCUCCAAGACCAUUUUUGAUGCGGCCAUAUGUCAGGCUACGGGUAUGCUGGAUGAGCCGCUUUUCAUCACUGGUGCCGAGAAGGGGCAGAAAUGGAGCUCGGCUGAGUCGUCUGAGGUGUUCGAUAUGAUCAAGCGGACCACAAUCCAUGUACUGAGUGAAGCUGGUAUGGGCACAAAGGUUCCAUGGAGGGAGUAG
Molecule: messenger RNA, 462 nt
Organism: Monascus purpureus
Lineage: Eukaryota; Fungi; Ascomycota; Eurotiomycetes; Eurotiales; Aspergillaceae
Source: the annotation of a GenBank genome assembly